Caenorhabditis auriculariae is the source of this 237-nucleotide messenger RNA. Lineage: Eukaryota; Metazoa; Nematoda; Chromadorea; Rhabditida; Rhabditidae. The record is from the annotation of a GenBank genome assembly.
AUGACACGACGUGUCACGUCGGUGUCUUGGGUCGUCGGCGGCGGCGCCGCCCCGAUGCCACCGGCGCUACAGCCGCCGUCAGGACGAGCUGCAGCCGCUCGCGACAGGUCCGUCAACCCCGCCGGAGGACCGUGUAAACAGCGGAUUAACCGACCUUUUCCCCUGCUCCCGAUACCGGAAACACCGGGCGGCGCCGUUCACGUCCGCCAUUGUUCCUGUGUCAUCUCCUGGGGUUAG